AUGGCCUGCAACAACCUCUGCCAACCCUGCGGACCCACCCCACUGGCCAACAGCUGCAACGAGCCCUGUGCCCUGCAAUGCCAGGAUUCCCGUGUCAUCAUCGACCCUGCCCCUGUGCUGAUCACCAUGCCAGGACCCAUCAUGACCUCCUUCCCCCAGAACACCGUCGUCGGAUCCACCUCCUCGGCUGCCGUGGGCAGUGAACUCAAUGCCCAGGGACAGCCCAUCUCUGGUGGCUUUGGCUACGGCCUUGGCUACGGGCUGGGAGGCCUGGGUUGCUACGGCAGAAGGGGCGGCUACAUCUGCUGA
Molecule: messenger RNA, 309 nt
Organism: Poecile atricapillus (Black-capped chickadee)
Lineage: Eukaryota; Metazoa; Chordata; Aves; Passeriformes; Paridae
Product: feather beta keratin-like
Exons: 1
Coding region: 1-309 (102 amino acids)
Cellular component (GO): intermediate filament
Molecular function (GO): structural constituent of cytoskeleton
Source: RefSeq, a predicted model, not a curated record